UUUUCCUUAUCCGGUGGGGGUUUCACGCCUCCAUUUAUUUCCCGGUAAAAAUAUCGACCCUUCUCGCAAAAUCCUUCUAGGGUUUUCUCGUCUCUCUCUCUCUAACCCAUCAAUGGCGGAAGAUCCUCAGCUCGCUUCUCGAAUAACACCAGUCGAUAACAAGCGAAAAUACGAAGAAGGCCAGACCCCUCCUCCAUUGCGACGGCCUACAGGCUUCUCUGCUCCGAUCGCAGCAUCUCCAUCUCCGGAUUCCAAUGCCCCAGCAGCAGCAGCACCCCCUCCUUCCUACAACACCGUCCCUCCCCCAACGGAUGAAAUCCAGGCCGCGAAGCAGCGGGCCCAGGAGAUCGCGGCCCGCCUCUUCAACAGCGCCGAGGCGAAGCGCCCUCGCCUCGAGAACGGUGGAUCUGAGGACUCCAACGACAAAGGUUUUGGGUCCGUGCUGGCAGAUCUAUCACAGAAGCCUCCAGGUCAACAAAAUGCAUAUUCUCAGUUUGGUACAGCCCUGCCCACAUCAAUAACGGCUGGAUAUGGUUUCCAGGGUUCGAGCAAAAAGAUAGAUAUUCCAAAUGGAAGGGUUGGUGUUAUCAUUGGGAAGGGUGGGGAGACGAUUAAAUAUCUUCAGCUUCAGUCGGGAGCUAAGAUUCAAGUGACCAGAGAUAUGGAUGCUGACCCUACUUCGCAGACUAGGGUGGUAGAGCUCAUAGGUACUCCAGAGCAAAUCAGCAAGGCUGAGCAGUUAAUUAAUGACGUUCUUGCAGAGGCUGAAGCAGGUGGUUCUGGGGUAGUUGCAGCUCGUAGAUUCAGUUCUGUACAAAUUGGAGCCGAGCAAUUCACGAUGAAAGUUCCAAACAACAAGGUUGGUCUGAUAAUUGGUAAAGGUGGUGAGACAAUAAAAAAUAUGCAAGCCAGGUCAGGAGCGCACAUUCAGUUGAUACCCUUGCAUCUUCCUCCGGGCGAUACAUCAACAGAAAGAACUAUACAGAUUGAUGGCACCAAGGAGCAAGUAGAAUCUGCAAAACAAUUGAUCAAUGAAGUCGUUAGUGAGAAUCGUGUUAGAAAUCCAGUGAUGGCUGGAGGAUAUUCUCAGCAAGGUUACCGUCCCCCACGGCCUCCGGCAAAUUGGGGCCCACCUGGCCCCCCAAUGCAGCAACCUGGUUAUGGCUACAUGCAACCUGGAGUGUAUCCUGGACCUCCACCUCAGUACAACACGUCUCAGCCUCCUUAUGCAGGUUAUCCCACCCCACCAACAUCUGGUGGGUACUCCUCUGGGUGGGACCAAACACCUGUCCCGCCAAGUCAGCAAACUGCACAGGGAAGUGGGUAUGAUUACUAUGGCCAGCAGCCUGUGCAGCAGCAACCAGCUCCUGGAGGAUCUUCCACUCCAGCAGAUAACACUAGUUACAAUUACGGCCCACCAGCAGCUUCUAAUUACAACCCUCAAGGUUCAUAUGGGGAAUCUAAUUACUCGCAGCCACCGCCAGUUGGGCAACAGCAAGGCUUUAGCCAGGAUGGCUAUGGCGGCAGCUAUCAUGCACCUGCACCUCAACCGGGUUAUACUCAGUCCCAGUCGAAUCCACAGACAGGAUAUGACCAGCAACAAGCCUACAGUGCAACACCAACGUAUGGAAGUGUGGCCAAUCCAACUCAAGAUGUAGCAGCUUCCACUUAUGGAGCUCCGGGGGCCUCCACCCAUGUUCCUCCAUCCCAGCAGCUCCCUCCACCUACCCAUCCUCCAGCUGCAAACCUGCAAGGCUACUCUGGUCAACAGCCUCCUGCCAUCCCGACAAGCUAUGGUGCUCAAGCAGCUACCCAGCCUGGUUAUGGAAUGCCCCCGGUAUCGCAGCCAGGUUACGGAGCUCAGCCACCAACUCAGACUGGCUAUGGGCAGUCUGGGCCAUUAACACAGCCUGGCUAUGGGCAGCCUCAGGUGCAGAAGCCGCCCACUACUCAGCCCAUUUACGGGCAAUCCCAACAACCCACAACUUCUCAGGGGGGCUACAUUCAGCCAGCUCCAGUGCAACCUGGAUAUUCGCAUUCUCAGCCGCCCACAGCACAAUCGGGUUACAGUCAGCAUGACCCUAGUCAUCUUCGGGCCCCACCUGCUUUUGGUUCGGGAGCUCUUCAGUCGGGCUAUGGGCAGCAGCAGUCAUAUGGUGGACCAUCACCGGUGGCCCAGCCUGGCUAUGCUCCGCCACAGCAGCAGCCCUAUGGUGAUUCCUACGGGGGUGCAUAUGCGCAGCCUCCCACAUAUUCUACUGACAAUGCUGCAGGGGGGAAAGUGCAUGGGGCCUACGAUGCACCUCCAGCUGGCCAGCCUGUUCAGAGUGGAGUUGCCAAAGCCUCACCUCAGUGACGCCAUCUGGUAAGUAACUUUUAAGCAGAUUUAGGAUUUUAUUUUAUUUUUUUGUGGAUUUGAAUACUGUGAUAGCUGCUUUUUUAGUUCUAGGUAUAUUAUAGUUUCUACUGGUAAGGUUGUUUACUCUGGCUGAUUUUGACAAUGUUAUGGCUUACGUUGUGGUCAAUCAAACUUUGUGCAUCUGCUAUUAUUCCAA
Messenger RNA from Magnolia sinica, 2555 nucleotides. RefSeq lists its product as uncharacterized. The transcript is spliced from 7 exons. The record is from RefSeq and is a predicted model, not a curated record. Gene Ontology annotation, biological process: regulation of gene expression. Gene Ontology annotation, cellular component: cytoplasm. Bases 113 to 2356 code for a protein of 747 amino acids. Gene Ontology annotation, molecular function: mRNA binding. NCBI's taxonomy places the organism in Eukaryota, Viridiplantae, Streptophyta, Magnoliopsida, Magnoliales, Magnoliaceae.